Molecule: messenger RNA, 2516 nt
Organism: Annulohypoxylon maeteangense
Lineage: Eukaryota; Fungi; Ascomycota; Sordariomycetes; Xylariales; Hypoxylaceae
Product: GCS-domain-containing protein
Exons: 6
Coding region: 297-2333 (678 amino acids)
Biological process (GO): glutathione biosynthetic process
Cellular component (GO): glutamate-cysteine ligase complex
Molecular function (GO): glutamate-cysteine ligase activity
Source: RefSeq, a predicted model, not a curated record
CGAUCAUGAAUAGAGCAAACUUGAAUUCAAAAGGUUAAAUACUCCAUAUCUUGUUAAACUAUCGAUUCUUGCCAUUCAGAUAUACAUACUCUUAUUUAUAUAUAUUUCUGUAUUUAUUCAUACAUCGAACACUGUUAUCCUGUUAUCCUCUUAUUCAUAGGACAAGGACGAUACUUGGCAACUCUCUCUCAAAACACCCCUACGUACCUAGUACCUAUCCGAACCGUGGAACUUAUCAGGACCGCGAGUCUCGUACCUUAUCAGACUGCAUACUCGUGAAUCGCUGAGCGGUAAAUAUGGGUUUAUUAGCCUUAGGCACGGCACUUGAUUGGCCGGAUGCGCAGAAGCAUGCGCAGAAAGUUAGGGAAUGGGGUAUAAAGCAAUUACUCGAGAUAUGGAACAAGGCUAAGCACAAGGAACGAGAUGCUAUGUUAUGGGGUGAUGAGGUAGAGUACUUGGUUGUGAAAUAUUCCAAAGAUGACUCCAAAGUCCUCUUAUCACUUCGGCAAGCCGAUAUCCUGACGGCACUGGCAGCCGAUGAGGAACUCUCCGAUAAAGGUGGUUGCGUGCCAGCACUUCAGGAUGUCGAGUCGCAGAAAUCGAAUCCACUGCCAGUUUUCCACCCCGAGUUUGGUAGGUUCAUGCUCGAGGCUACACCCGGCAAGCCAUGGGGUAUCGGAUUCAAGGAACUCUUAGGCGUCGAACGCGAUAUGAAGAUCAGGAGGAGGAUUGCUAAAGAGCACAUGCAUUCUGACGAAUAUCCUAUCACCCUUACGACUUUUCCUCGCUUGGGCGUUCCGGGAGUCUUCACAGACCCCUAUUACCCAGCUUCUGGAUCGAAGCUUCGGUCACAGUUUGUGCCAGAUGAAAUCGCUAACCCACACAUCCGAUUUCCUACUUUGGCAGCUAACAUACGCUGGCGGCGUGGGAGAAAAGUUCAAGUGAACGUUCCCGUGUUUCAUGAUGAGAAGACGCCAAAUCCGUGGAAGGAUCCUACGGUUAACUAUGAUCUUCACAAUUGGCCGGAGGAUGACGAUGUGAGGAAUGGUGCGGCGCCAGAUAACUUCAUUCACAUGGAUGCCAUGGCAUUCGGAAUGGGGAGUUGUUGUUUGCAAAUUACUUUCCAAGCGAAGAACAUCACAGAAGGCAGGCGCAUGUACGAUCAACUAAGCCCGAUAGGACCGAUCAUGUUAGCCCUAACAGCAGCGACCCCUAUAUAUAAGGGAUUCCUAGCUGAUACGGAUGUUCGCUGGAAUCAAAUUAGCCGCUCUGUAGACGACCGUACCCCUGAAGAAUUGGGAGAAAAGCCCCUGGAAAAUAGCCGAUGGCGGAUUCCUAAGUCUCGUUACGCAUCUAAUUCCACCUAUAUCAGCACAGACGCGCGUCUAAGGCCGGAAUACUUUGACCCUAACCUCAUCAUCGAUGAAGCCAUCAAGACGGAGCUCCUGGAAGGCGGCAUGGAUGAUCGCCUCGCAACACACUUCGCACAUCUAUUCAUUCGAGACCCUAUCGUAAUCUUCAGCGAGGACCUCAAAGAGCUGGACUUAACGAAGGCCGACCACUUCGAGAACAUCCAAAGCACCAACUGGCAACACAUGCGGUUCAAGCCACCCCCACCGGGGUCCGACAUCGGUUGGCGCGUCGAAUUCCGGCCAAUGGAAAUCCAGAUCACGGACUUCGAGAAUGCGGCGUUCGCGAUAUUCAUGGUGCUAAUAACCCGCGCUAUCCUUAGCUUCGACCUAAACUUCUACAUCCCAAUCACCAAAGUUGACGAGAACAUGGAAACAGCACACGCGCGCGACGCCGUUCUCGAGAAGAAAUUCCAUUUCCGGAAGAACCCGUUCACGAAUAGGCCCUCGCGGUCCGGCGCUGCAUCGCGCCAGGGUUCCCCCAAUGCCAGCCGCCCACCGACCCCCGUGGGGCCUGUAGAGGAUGAAUUCACACUGAUGAGCGUGGACGAGAUUAUCAACGGUGCGGGCCCCGACGCCGACCACGACUUCCCCGGCCUCAUCCCCAUCGUCGAGAGCUACCUGGACUCCGUCAAUGUUGACGUCCAGACUCGUUGCGACCUCUCUACAUACCUCGACCUCAUCCGCAUGCGCGCCAGCGGCGAGCUCUGGACUGCCGCGAAGUGGAUCCGACAUUUCGUCGCCGCGCACCCUGGUUACGCCCGCGACAGCGCGGUUUCGGAUCUCGUUACUAAGGACCUGGUUGCGGCGGUUGUGGGUAUUGGGGAGAGGGAGCAGGAGGGCCGUGGCUGGAGGGAUCUGGAUGUUCCGGAUGUGCAGCGCUUGUUGGGGAAGUUUAGGGGGGGUGGGUGUGGCGGCGUUUAGGGGUCGAAUUGGAGAAAGUAGGGUAAGGAGAAGAAGCUGAGGCUUGGCAAUUACUAGCGGGUGUUGUUCCUUAGGUGUAUACAAUUGAUGGGUGACCGGCAGCGCAUGAGGACUAAUGCAUACCUACCUAUGUACCUAUGAAGAGUCCUCUUAUAAAUAGCAUAGCUCUUAGUCGAGAUUGAU